CUUCCACUCAUGAGAGGCACGGCACCAGAGCUCCAGCUCCACAUCGCCAGCUCCCGGGCCGCACCUCGAUCGCCCAGGCCGGCCUCCUCCCUCGCCGCCGGCGCCGCCAUGGACCGCAAGAGCAAGUCCGCCAAGGGCGCCGCGAGCUCGGCAGCGGCGUCCAUGGCCGCGCUCGCCGCAGCCGCCGCGGCCGGCGACAGCAGCUCGGGCCCCGCCGGCGGCGUCUGUCGUUGCGGCAGGCGGCGGCGGCGGGCCGAGGUGCCAGGCGGAGCGGUGCAACGCGAACCUGAUGACCGAGGAGAAGCCGUACAACCGGAGGCACAAGGUGUGCGAGGCGCACUCCAAGGCCCCCGUCGUGCUCGUCGCCGGCCUCCGCCAGCGCUUCUGCCAGCAAUGCAGCCGGUUCCACGAGCUGUCGGAGUUCGACGACGUCAAGCGCAGCUGCCGCCUGCGUCUGGCCGGCCACAACGAGCGGCGCCGGAAGAGCUCGGCCGACGCGCACGCCGGCGGCGGCAAUAAUGGAUUCCGCCAACACGCCGACCAGAACGGCCGCGGCGACCCGGCCGGGAACCACUUCCAGAUCAGAUAAAGCAUGCUCUCUCUCUUCUGUCAUGCAGCAGGAUAUGCUAGCAUCAUCACUACCGAUAGAUAUUUAUGCGUCUAUCGUCUACCCGCCCCGAAAACCCUAGUUAUAUAUAUAUAUAUAUAUAUAUAUAUAUAUAUAUAUAUAUAUAUAUAGACAUAU
Molecule: messenger RNA, 745 nt
Organism: Zea mays
Lineage: Eukaryota; Viridiplantae; Streptophyta; Magnoliopsida; Poales; Poaceae
Source: RefSeq